This is a messenger RNA of Cricetulus griseus (Chinese hamster), 1249 nucleotides long. Lineage: Eukaryota; Metazoa; Chordata; Mammalia; Rodentia; Cricetidae. The record is from RefSeq and is a predicted model, not a curated record.
AAUCAAGAGUCAGGGAGGGAAACUCUGCAGAUAAAUAGCGCACAGUAGACCAGCACUUCACCAGGCAUUCAUCAGGGCUGACAUCUGUCCCGAGCCAGCCAACAAGAAGCCUGCACUGUCAGCACCAUGAAUGCCAGCGCUGUCCUCCUUUUCUGCCUCAUCCUGCUGAGUCUGAGUGGGACUCAAGGAAUCCCUUUAUCAAGAACAGUCCGCUGCUCCUGCAUCAAAAUUGAUGACCGACCUGUAAAACCGAGGGCCUUGGGAAAACUGGAAAUUAUUCCUGCAAGUCAAUCCUGCCCACGGGUUGAGAUCAUUGUCACAAUGAAAAGGACUGAAGAGAAGAGAUGUCUGAAUCCAGAGUCUGAGGCCAUCAAGAAUUUAUUGAAAGCAGUUAGCCAAAGAAGGUCUAAAAGAGCCUCUUAACCAGAGGGAAGCCGAUCACAGCAGUGCUGUGGCUGACAGUAAGGCAGUGGAGAGCCCAUCUCUCCAUCACUUCUUUACUCAGCCUAUGGCCAGCCCUAAUUGUCCCUGGUUCCCCUGAAAGGUGAUCAACCAUGGUCACAUCAGCUGCUAUUCCUAGUGACAUCCGGUCACUAUUCCUGCAGGAUGAUGGACAGCUCCUCAUCCUGAGACAACAGUAACUCCAGUGACAAGAGUUCCCAACUCUACUGAGAGUUGGCCCUGAGUUCUCACACGAACAGCUGCAAUGGCUCUCCUGGCGCUGUACUAUAUAAGCUAUGCUGAGGUGCUACGCUCUUAGCCUCGUGCCAAGCACUGCCUGCUCCUCACCCUCCCUACCUUAAGGUGUGUUAGCAGAGCUCUUCAGUUCUGAGUUACCUGGGUUCUUUUAUUUCAAAUACAGUCACAAUAAGACUACCACCUGCCUGCUCCUAAGAACAAACUUUACUUCAUAGCUUACAGCCAUCUUCCCAAGGAAACUUCAUAACUCAGAAUAUUAACAGGAAGCUAGAAAUGUAUGGAAAUGUGUGUAUAAGUAUUAUUUAAUGAACAACUGUACAAAGUAGAGUUCCUAGAUGUAUGUUUUGUACCAUUUUCAUUGUGUAUGAAAGAACUUGUAUAAUUAAGUACAUCAAUGAGGAAUGAGAAACGUUUACAUGGACAAGUGGUUUUCAAUGUUACACAACAAAAAAGGUGUUGGAUGGUUUUCAAAAUAAAAAUAAUGUACUGUAGUACUGUACUGUACUGAAAAUAUUAGGAGAACAAAAGGUAAUAAAGUAUUAAUAACUAA